Messenger RNA from Anneissia japonica, 473 nucleotides. RefSeq lists its product as uncharacterized. Bases 63 to 446 code for a protein of 127 amino acids. The record is from RefSeq and is a predicted model, not a curated record. The transcript has 2 exons. Lineage: Eukaryota; Metazoa; Echinodermata; Crinoidea; Comatulida; Comatulidae.
UUGUUACAGAGACGCAAAUUGCACCAACAAAACCAGUAAUAAACCAUAAAGUCACAGAGAGAAUGGAUGCCCAAAAAUGUCUCGGCAUCAUGAAUGCAUGCAGAAUUAAUUGGAGCCAACAACGAGCCUUGAGGAGAUUUUGCCCAGGGUUAUUUGCUUCAGAGAGACAAAUGCGGAUGUGCCAGGAUGAAAUUGUUGGAAAUUUCUUAGUUAAAUCAAUGGAAUACAUGUUUGUAAAGAGAGAAGGAGCCACAUCCAUUGGUGGAUUAGCCUUAGAAGAGGUUGCAGUUGUCAGGCUAAACAACAUCAAGGAACUGAUCUAUGACUACCUAAACCAAUAUGACAUGUAUGUUUUUCUUUCAGUUACUUUCAUUUACUGUAAUAUUUUUCUUUCAUUCAUUUGUCAAAUUGUGGAUUAUAUAGCUGUGCUCUCUAAACAAAUUUGAACACACUUUAAAAUAGUAUCCAUUUUG